This is a messenger RNA of Aspergillus novofumigatus IBT 16806, 2922 nucleotides long. RefSeq names its product PCI-domain-containing protein. Lineage: Eukaryota; Fungi; Ascomycota; Eurotiomycetes; Eurotiales; Aspergillaceae. Gene Ontology annotation, cellular component: proteasome regulatory particle, lid subcomplex. Gene Ontology annotation, molecular function: structural molecule activity. The transcript is spliced from 6 exons. The record is from RefSeq and is a predicted model, not a curated record. The coding region runs from base 1 to 2922 and encodes 973 amino acids. Gene Ontology annotation, biological process: ubiquitin-dependent protein catabolic process.
AUGGCGCCUUCGUCGACAACAGCGGCGCGGAUAGAGGAAGCUCGGGCUCUCGCGAAGAAAGAUGCUUCCAAGGCUGAGAGUAUUUACAAGGACAUCCUCUCCCAAGGUCCAGGCUCGACUGAGACCUCGUCGAGAGACUAUGAAAGUGCUCUGAUUGGACUGGGAGAGUUGUAUCGGGAUGAGAAGAAGCCACAGGAAAUUGCAGAGCUCAUCAAAACCAGUCGUGAUACCUUCUCAUCAUUUGCCAAAGCAAAGACUGCGAAGCUCGUCCGCCAGCUGCUUGACCUGUUCAGUGAGAUUCCGAAUACCCUCGACAUCCAAGUCGCCGUCAUCAAAUCCUGCAUCGACUGGGCUGUCUCAGAACGACGGUCCUUCCUCCGGCAGAACCUCGAAACCCGACUGGUGGCUAUAUACAUGCAGAAGCAAUCUUACUACGAUGCCCUUACCCUCAUUAAUUCUCUCCUGCGUGAGCUGAAGCGCAUGGAUGACAAACUCAUGUUGGUUGAGGUGCAGCUGUUAGAGUCAAGGGUGUAUCAUGCGCUCGGUAACCAAGCCAAGGCACGCGCCGCCUUGACCGCUGCUCGUACAUCGGCCGCUUCGGUUUACACACCUCCGCAUCUUCAGGCUGGGCUGGACAUGCAAAGCGGUAUGCUGCAUGCAGAGGACAAAGACUUCACUACGGCAUUUUCCUACUUCAUCGAGGCUCUCGAGGGAUACAGCUCUCUUGAUGAGAGUGACUUGGCAACGGCUGCUCUUCAGUACAUGCUGUUGUGUAAAAUCAUGCUGAACUUGGUGGAUGAUGUCACCAAUCUGCUGGGUUCCAAGCAAGCGCAGAAAUACGCUAGCCCACGUCUUGAAGCCAUGAAGGCUGUGGCUCGUGCCCAUGCCAACCGCUCUCUCGAAGAAUACGAAAAGGCUCUUUCAGACUACAGAUACGAACUUGGAAGCGAUGUUUUCAUCCGUAACCAUCUCCGGAGAUUGUACGACGCCAUGCUGGAACAGAAUCUCAUCAAGGUCAUUGAGCCCUUUAGCCGGGUUGAACUAGACCACAUCGCGAAGAUGGUUGGCCUGGAUACGCAACAGGUGGAGAGGAAGCUUUCUCAGAUGAUCCUGGACAAGGUAAUCGUCGGAGUGUUGGAUCAAGGUGCUGGCUGCCUGAUUGUCUACGAUGAGACGGAGCGUGACCAGGCCUACGAUGCAGCUCUGGAAACAAUUGAGAAGCUUAGCAAUGUGGUGGAGGGACUGUACACUAACCAGGCAUCACUGCUGGACGCGAUCGCGGCAAAAGGAUCGCGACUUUCGCAUCGGAGACAGUACCACCAAAGGCAUCCAUGCCUAUCCAGAUAUCCUUCCAUUCAUUUCAAAACAACUGCAUUCGAACCCAACUAUGCCCGUGGCUUCCCGCAAGCCGCCCAACGGUCUCCUGCCACGCCUCGUCGCGGGCCUCCAGCACCAGGUAGGUUUGCCCCAUCUCCCUUGAUUCCGGCAAACCUUAAAAUCAAGACUCACGCAGUUCCGCCUCAGUACAUCCCUGCUCAGCGCAACAUGCCGCAUCCUAACGACGCUGUUCAGCGUCGCAGUCGUAAGCCCACCGACAAGAAUAUCCCAGAUGGCAUCGAGGACGUGAUCAUCGGAGAAGGAGUACAGCAAUACAAGAGCCUUCGUGACUUAGAGAAACGAUUGGAUGCCUCCAUUGUGCGUAAGAGGCUGGAUAUUCAGGAUUCGAUCAGCAAGACCGUCAAGAAAUAUCGGACAAUGCGCAUUUGGAUCUCCAAUACUGUGGAAAAUCAGCCAUGGCAGACCGGUGCCGGCCAGAACGGAGCGGCCCCAGGAAGCAAUCCUGGCUCCGGUCGCUAUAAAGUGAGAAUCGAGGGACGGCUUCUGGAUGAUGACACCGACCCUACCGCGCCCGAUGACAGCGAAGACGAAGGCGAGAACGCCGAAGGGAACGGAGAUGCUAUGGAGCAUGAUGGACAAGAUGCCGAGAAGGCGAAGAAACCUGCUGCUAAACGACCAAAGCAGCGGUUUUCGCAGUUCUUCAAGUCGAUCACUAUUGAUUUUGACAAGUCCCCAUCUUCCAAUCCGGAGGAGACCAAGACUAUUAGCUGGACGAAGCCGCAGCUACCAGCAAAUGCUGUCACUCUUCCUCCAACUGCGGAUUUUGAUUCCCUGCAGUUCUCUCGUACGUCUCAGGAGAAUCUAAACGUCACCAUCAGUUUAGUCCGAGACGAGGCCCCUGAGCGAUACAAGUUAAGCAAGGAGCUGGCCGAGGUGCUUGAUGUUGAAGAAGAGACUCGGAGCGGUAUCGUCCUAGGUGUUUGGGACUACAUCCGAGCGAUGGGACUUCAAGAGGAUGAGGAAAAGCGACUAGUACGAUGUGAUCAUCGCUUACGAGCGAUCUUCGGACGAGACCAGAUGUUCUUCCCUCAGAUUCCCGAAAGCAUCGGGCCACAUACCAGCCCACUUGACCCGAUCAAGCUUCCUUACACGAUUCGCGUCGACGAGGAUUUCCACAAGGACCCUACGCCAACGGUCUACGACAUUCAGGUCGCAGUGGAGGAUCCUCUGCGCGCGAAAAUGCUUGCCUUGACCCAAAACCCGCAAUAUACAGCGGGAUUGCGCCAAAUUGCUGCUCUAGAUGAUCAGCUGGCCCUUAUUGUCCAAGCUCUAACGCAUUCGAGAGCCAAGCACUCCUUCUACACCGCACUAAGUAAAGAUCCUGCCACCUUCUUGCGGCGCUGGGUCAACUCUCAGCGCAGAGAUUUGGAAACCAUCCUUGGCGAGGCAACCCGCGGCGGCGGCGAGGAUGGCAGUGGGCCGGAAUUCAGGAGAGGAGGAGCAGAGAGUGUUUGGGAUACGCAGGUGGCCAGAGAGGCUGUGCGAUACGUGCUUGCCAAACCGGAGGCAGCAGCAGCACGAUAG